This is a messenger RNA of Scaptodrosophila lebanonensis, 1503 nucleotides long. RefSeq names its product 26S proteasome regulatory subunit 7 (gene Rpt1). The transcript has a single exon. Gene Ontology annotation, molecular function: ATP binding; ATP hydrolysis activity; proteasome-activating activity. Gene Ontology annotation, biological process: proteasome-mediated ubiquitin-dependent protein catabolic process. Lineage: Eukaryota; Metazoa; Arthropoda; Insecta; Diptera; Drosophilidae. Bases 132 to 1433 code for a protein of 433 amino acids. The record is from RefSeq and is a predicted model, not a curated record. Gene Ontology annotation, cellular component: proteasome regulatory particle, base subcomplex.
GCGGUAGAGGUGCUUGCAUUGACAGCACUAAUUCACUCCAAAUUGUUUAGUCAUUCUGAAACAAAAAAGGGAGAAAAAUAACAUUUUAUACAUCUUUCGCUGCUAAUUUGUUGUAAACUUGUGAAAGCAACAUGCCGGAUUACCUGGGUGAUGAUCAGCGCAAAGUGAAGCACGAAGAAAAAGAGGAAAAAGAAAUCAAGUCACUCGAUGAAGGCGAUAUCGAGCUUCUAAAAACGUACGGCCAGAGCCAGUACCACAAGUCGAUCAAAAAUAUUGAAGAAGAUAUACAAAAGGCCGUGAAGCAGGUGAAUGAGUUGACUGGAAUCAAGGAGAGCGACACAGGCCUGGCCCCACCAGCGCUCUGGGACUUGGCUGCCGACAAGCAGAUUUUGCAAAAUGAACAGCCAUUGCAAGUGGCCCGUUGCACGAAAAUUAUCAAUGCCGAUUCGGAUGAUCCCAAGUACAUUAUCAAUGUGAAGCAGUUUGCCAAGUUUGUGGUAGAUUUGGCCGAUUCUGUGGCUCCAACUGACAUCGAGGAGGGCAUGCGUGUUGGCGUUGAUCGCAACAAAUACCAGAUACACAUACCAUUGCCACCAAAGAUAGACCCAACAGUGACGAUGAUGCAGGUGGAGGAUAAGCCAGAUGUAACUUAUAGCGAUGUAGGUGGCUGCAAAGAACAGAUAGAAAAGCUGCGCGAGGUUGUGGAAACACCGUUGCUGCAUCCUGAGAAAUUCGUAAAUUUGGGCAUUGAACCUCCCAAGGGUGUGCUGCUGUUUGGCCCGCCCGGCACUGGGAAGACAUUGUGUGCCCGUGCUGUGGCCAAUCGUACUGAUGCGUGCUUCAUCCGUGUUAUUGGCUCGGAGCUGGUACAGAAGUAUGUCGGUGAAGGCGCGCGCAUGGUGCGUGAACUCUUUGAGAUGGCGCGUUCCAAAAAAGCUUGUCUUAUUUUCUUCGAUGAAAUCGACGCAAUUGGCGGGGCCCGUUUUGAUGACGGCGCCGGCGGUGACAACGAGGUACAGCGCACAAUGUUGGAGCUCAUUAAUCAGCUUGACGGUUUUGAUCCGCGAGGCAACAUAAAAGUGCUCAUGGCUACCAACAGACCUGAUACAUUGGAUCCGGCUCUCAUGCGUCCCGGCCGUCUAGAUCGUAAAGUGGAAUUUGGAUUGCCCGAUCAAGAUGGACGCUCACAUAUCUUUAAGAUUCACGCUAGAUCUAUGUCUGUUGAGCGGGACAUUCGUUUUGAUCUGCUGGCGCGGUUGUGCCCGAAUUCAACAGGUGCCGAAAUUCGUUCGGUGUGCACGGAGGCUGGCAUGUUUGCUAUUCGUGCACGUCGCAAAGUGGCGACUGAAAAGGACUUCCUUGAGGCAGUUAACAAGGUUAUCAAGAGCUACGCUAAGUUCAGCGCCACACCCCGCUAUAUGACCUACAAUUAAGUUGAAUAUUCUCUGUGUCCGCUAACGCAUCUGGAAAUUAAUUAUAAUAAAAUAAAAUGAUAAAAAUAUA